Molecule: messenger RNA, 3886 nt
Organism: Grammomys surdaster
Lineage: Eukaryota; Metazoa; Chordata; Mammalia; Rodentia; Muridae
Gene: Rtl6
Product: retrotransposon Gag like 6
Exons: 1
Coding region: 308-1039 (243 amino acids)
Source: RefSeq, a predicted model, not a curated record
GUGGGUGGUGCCUGCAUUCGCAGCCCGUGCUUCGGCAGGUGCAUCCCGCAAAGUCUGGGCAGCGCAGCUCCGCGCAUCUCUUAAGGCCUGGGCAGGUCCAGCCUAUGCAUCCUACAAGGGCUGAGCAGAUCUAGCUAGAGCAUCCUUCAAGGCCUGGGCAGGUCCAGCCAGCGCUCCACACCUUGACCCUGCAAAGCUUGCAGAAAGGAACUGCGUCCAGGACAGGACCAGCGUCCCCAGGCUUGCUUCAGCACCCAAGGCCUUUCGCUCUGAUUCUCCAGGUACCUGUGGCUUGACUUUGGCCAGCAUGGUCCAACCUCAGACCUCCAAAACUGAAAGCCCAGCCUCUGCCCCUGGUGCCAGCGCUCAGAUGGAUGACGUAGUUGACACCCUGACCUCCCUGCGUCUCACCAACUCUGCGCUGAGGCGUGAGGCCUCCACACUGAGGGCGGAGAAGGCCAACCUCACUAACAUGCUGGAGAGUGUGAUGGCUGAGCUAACUCUGCUGCGCACCCGGGCGCGCAUCCCUGGCGCUCUGCAGAUCACCCCACCUAUCUCUGCCAUCACCUCCAAUGGGACCCGACCCAUGACCACGCCACCCACCUCGCUGCCUGAACCUUUCUCCGGAGACCCUGGACAGUUGGCAGGGUUCCUGAUGCAGAUGGACAGGUUCAUGAUCUUUCAAGCCUCCCGCUUCCCCGGUGAAGCCGAGAGAGUGGCCUUCUUGGUAUCCCGUCUGACUGGGGAGGCGGAGAAGUGGGCCAUCCCCCACAUGCAACCAGACAGCCCUUUGCGAAACAAUUACCAGGGGUUUCUGGCUGAGCUACGCAGAACCUACAAGCCCCCGCUGAGGCACUCACGGCGAGCACAAAUCCGGAAGACCUCUGCGUCCAAUAGGGCCGUUCGGGAACGGGAGCGGGAGCGGCAGAUGUUGUGUCGCCAACUGGCCACAGCUGGCACAGGAACCUGCCCGGUGCAUCCAGCCUCCAACGGGACCAGUCCCGCACCAGCCUUGCCCUCUCGCGGCCGGAACCUUUAGGGAUCUGCCACUACCCUGGUAGUCUGUGUCCAUCCAGGUAGCUAGACUCCAUUGUUGAGAAAAGUUGUCAAUACAGUAGCAUUGCCCUGUUUGAUGCACCCUUCACGCCUCUCUGAUCUUCGGGAGGCCACCCUGCCAUCUGCAUUGGUCACCCACCUUACUGUGAAUUUUUUUUUUCUUUGCUAGCUUUACCUGCGACUCAGUGCAUGCUCCUCCUUCUGUUGCUUGCAAUCCCAGCCUUUCUAGCAGUCACAACACAGCCCCUUGGGCAUGUGCCUGCCCAGGAACCAUUUAGGCUACCCACCUCUGCGAGCUCAGCUCAUGGAUACUCAGCUUCUGGAGCACUUCCUACGACGGGGGCCUUGGGAGUUCCCUUCCUGAGCAUUCCAGGUAGAAGGAAGCUUGGCCUGGCAGGCGGCUGAUGUAUGUCUGAACCAGCCUGUCUAUAUCUGGUCACUUUGCAAGAUGGCUAGGUAGUCGCUCUGCAUCCCAGGGAUACUUUCCUCUGUUGGGGGGAGCCUGCAUUCCAGCAUAUUCCACUGCUGUUGCUGGGAAGGUCUCUUCCUUCAUAGACAUCCUGCCAGCCUCUCUUGUCCGUGGAAGACUCCUCCACAUCUGCCCAUGCCUGCCAGUGUUCUCAUGGCAUUAAGGAAAUUCAGCAUUCAUCGGCCAAGUUAAUUGUGGACCCGGGACCACAGGCAGCAGAUUCCUAACAUUCACGCCUCAGCUCCAGCAGACUGAGGGGGACCCUGGGGACCCCAUUUGAUGCCUGGACUUCCAGGGAGAGGCUCACAGGUGUCCACUCAUUCCUGCCCACGUGGCUCCAUGGUGGGCCUUGUCUAGCUACAAACUUCCCCUUUCCACCCAGGUGCCGUGUGGCUUUCACCUCAACCUUUCAGCCACCCACACCGUCUCUAGGCGUCCAAGGAACCUACGCAACAUACCGUCUGUGUUCCUGGGCCUAACUUCUAGCCUCCGUCCGAGAACAAAAGACUGGGGGCCAGUUCCUCUGGGAGACUCUGAGCAUCUUUAGUAGGGCGCGUUGGCUUCUUGCUGCCCCAGUCUGAAGAACUGGCGACGAGUGACUGACUGUUUUGGUUCUCAAGCGGACACACGUCCCUGUUUCGAGGAGCAAAACCUCAUAGGAAGAUGAGCUCAUGAUGGUACUCAGACUCAGCCAAGCCUCUGGACAAUGACGUUAUCUGUCAUUCCAAUGCCAAAUGAACUGUUUACAUACCCACCUGGCCCCUCAGGGGGAGAUGGGUGCCUCUCCUGGGUUUUCCUGCCCUCCUCUGCAUGGUCUUGGCUUGACCAAAACAACAACAACAACAACAACAACAACCGCCUCUGCACCCAUGGAAAGACAUCUCUCUCCUCUUGGGAUCUCAGAGGCUGGGGCCGGGAACCUGGCCUUUUCCAGAGACUUCCUCCAUCACUGGAAAAAGUGACUGAUUGUAAGCAACGCAAGCACCUUUGCAAGGCCAGGAGUCUUCGAUGCUCACUGGGCUCACAGCCCACAGCCACCUGCUUCUUGAUAAAACUCUGUUAGCCUAGCAGCCUCCCUGAACAGCCAAGGCACCCCGCUGGCACCAUGGUGCUAUAAGCAGGUGGAAGACUCCCCGGGUUCCAUUGAGAGUACUCACCUGUCCCCAGCAGCUGAGUCUCAAUGCAUGACCUUCCGGUAGAGGGGUCCCCAGGUGAAGCUACAGCUGCACCAGAAAAAUGGGGGGUAGGGAGGAGGUGUCUGUGGAGGCAGGCGACAACUGGAAGGUUUCUUUGUGGCCUUCCAAGUUGAGGUUAAGAGACCCACCCACUGGGGACGCAGGUGACCUGCCCUGGCUCCCUGGACCACUGGGUGCUGGCUGUGUUUGCAUUAGGUUCUGCUUUAGAGCCCUGAGUAGAUACUGGAGCCCAAGCUGCCCGAGUCAGAGCCACGCAGGCUGCCUGUCUCCAGGUGUGGCUUAUCAUCUUCCUUUGCAUCUGGUCUGACCCACCUGGGCCACUCUGCCUCAGUGGGUCCCUGGUGCUGCUCUGGUGGCGUCUUGGAGACUGCUUUGUUUCUUGAUGCUUAUGUUUAUGAGAACGGGAUGGUGAUGCCAUGGUUUUAGGACCAUGUCAGUGACUCUCUGUGGCUGGCAGCCUGGAGCACAUGAGAGAGAGUUGAGGCUUGCCCUCUACUCUGGACCUGGAAGAGCCACUUGGGAUCUGUUGCUGAGGAACCCAUGGUGACUGUCGUUGGGGGCAUGGUUAGUCCCCAGCCAAAAUGACAAGGUACAGGGCCCAUGCAGCUCCAGAGGGAGACUGUGAUAACUGGCCUCAAAGCUGAGGAAAAGGGGGAGGGGAGGCUUAAGGUUCUAGUUUCUUGAGCUCAGAGGAGAACAGGGAGAGGGCAUGGAGGAGUUGGUGUAUGAAGGAGUUGUGCCAUUCCACAUUGACGGUCGUGGCAGUACUGCCGUCUGCUCUCCAGACUCUGUGAGACCCAUCUGGUAAGCAAGGCUUCACUGUAUUCAGCAUCUAAUUGACAGCGGGACCUGGCAUUUGGGUGACUUCCCAGCCUAGUGUUUACUGUGACCUUGGGAUUAUCUCCAUGUCCCAAAGCAUUCAGUAACUGUGAGGAAACAGCAAAGACCCAGCUCCUUAUCCCCAGCUAAGUAAGUGAUAAGGUGUGCGUGCUCUGUGUUAGUACAUAUUGCUCAGCCUGAGACAGGUGCCUGUUACUGCAGAGGACGGAGUCACUACUGGAUGAGCAUGCCCUGGGCAUCAGCUUGCAGGGGGAGUGAAUGGCGGUGAGGAAGCUGGCAUAGGCCUAGGGUGACUUAGGGAGCAAGCCUGGGGCUUAGCUGGGAC